Molecule: messenger RNA, 462 nt
Organism: Caenorhabditis remanei
Lineage: Eukaryota; Metazoa; Nematoda; Chromadorea; Rhabditida; Rhabditidae
Exons: 4
Coding region: 1-462 (153 amino acids)
Source: RefSeq, a predicted model, not a curated record
AUGACCAACAACGAAUCCAUUCAGAGUGCAGACUCUCUAGUGAAUGGAGCGCUGUUCCAGCACCUCAGCAAGACUAGAAUUGAGAAAGAAAAAAUGAUGAAGGAAACGCAGUUCAACAUGGAUGAGUGUUGGACCAGAAUUGCUGAUGAUCUCUAUCACCGCACUUGCAACUAUUUGGAGGACAAGACCCCAAAAACAAACAAGUUGCACGCAAUCGUCCGCGACAUCCGCAUGGGCCACAAACACCGUCUGGAGUUCAUCCUCCCUCGUGCGACGCAGCGGUACAAGGCGUACACCUGCUUCAUAUUGUUCGAGAGCCUCCACUUGUGUCUUCAAACAGAGGGAAUUGCUCUCUAUUAUUUAGAUCGUAUCCGCAAAGAGGAAGAAGCUGCUCAAACUGCUUCAAAUGCAGUCGUCGUUGCAAGCAGUGCUCCAACUCCCAACGAUUGCACCAUCUUGUAA